Messenger RNA from Symbiodinium sp. CCMP2592, 400 nucleotides. The record is from the annotation of a GenBank genome assembly. NCBI's taxonomy places the organism in Eukaryota, Dinophyceae, Suessiales, Symbiodiniaceae.
GAAGUCUGACUGGCUUCAAACCGAGCACAGCUCAUGGCGAAAAAUUCGCCAGUCUGUUCGAGACCGUACAGCUGGAGAAGGCCCCCGUCCAGUGCCUGACCCCACAGACCCAUGGUCUGACAAUGACAACAAUGACGUGUCUGAGAACGACGACACGGGGACCUUGGGGACCGUGCCUGCUGACACGGGCAGCACCAGGGCAUGGGCGUCUGAGCAGCAGCCGUCGUCUGACAAUCAGGAGCGGCAGCAGUGGCGGUCGUCUGACAAUCAGGAGCGGCAGCAGUGGCGGUCGUCUGACAAUCAGCAGUGGCACGGCUCGGGCUGGCGUUGGCGAUCGUGGUCUGAGUGGCAGGAGGCGGCCGACGGAGACAGCGACGAAGAUUCCAGGGCAUGGGCCUGA